Messenger RNA from Tripterygium wilfordii, 1004 nucleotides. RefSeq lists its product as uncharacterized. Bases 138 to 668 code for a protein of 176 amino acids. Lineage: Eukaryota; Viridiplantae; Streptophyta; Magnoliopsida; Celastrales; Celastraceae. The transcript has 2 exons. The record is from RefSeq and is a predicted model, not a curated record.
CUAGAAUUGUCUAGGCAUCGCUAUCGUAUUGAGAUGAUCUCCUGUAAUUGAACUUUGGGUUUUCCAUUUUCUUCCGGAAGAAGAAGAGGAAGUUAUAUACCUACUGCUAACAGUCCACAAGAGCCUGAAAUGCCACUAUGGAUCGUACAGACGCAGAGAUGAUGGAUUCCGAGACUGUGGCGGCGCCGCCGCAGCCGAACCGAGACGACAUCGGAAGAGAGCUGCUAACGUUGGCUCGCCAACUCAUCGAUCAAGGGAAGCCCUCCCAGGCUCUCCAAGCGGUGGUGAUGGCAAUGAGAACCAAGGGUGGUGAUGAGGCUGUCUUCCAAUCCCUGCACCGUGCUCGGGAGCUGUAUAGAAUCAGACUGCAGGGAAAUACUGCUGUCGAUCAGCUAGCUACUUUGUUUGCCGAGUGUGCAAUUGCUGAAGCUCAACCUUCCAGUGCUGAAGCUCAGCCUUCCAGAGCUGAAGCAUCAACAUGUAACAUGGUGGUUCCGUCAGUUGUACCUGAUGCUCAUGGGGCUUCUAUACUUGCAGAAACUGGAAGGACGCAAAUUGUGUUGGAUGCGUUCUCUGAUGGUAGCAGCUUCAUCUGUUUACAGUGUGGCGGUCUUGUUAGUAACCAACGCAAAGAUGAGCACUAUGCAUACUGGUGUGGUAGUAUUUGAUUCAGUUGUUCUCAAAUGCACCCCCAAUUAAUUUUGUUAACAUACAUACUGUUGUCUCGUUUUACUCCGUCUUAGCAUUUGAUUCCAGCAUGUUCCAUCUAUAGGAUGCUGGGAGGAGUGACCUUGAUGACGAUGCUUGAUUUAAGAUCCAAACACUUACGUUUGAAAGUGGGGUGAUGAGAUAAACUCAUAAACCUGAGAUCUUGUAAGGUUAAUAGUGUUUAGAUUGUUAUACUUCUGUAGCAAUUAAAUGCCAUUAGAACUUCUCUUGAGUUGAUCAAACAGUGAGUUGUAUUGGGUAUCAUUUGGUGUAUGCUUCUGCUAUCGAUUUUGUCA